Cooperia oncophora is the source of this 1554-nucleotide messenger RNA. Lineage: Eukaryota; Metazoa; Nematoda; Chromadorea; Rhabditida; Trichostrongylidae. The record is from the annotation of a GenBank genome assembly.
UUGUCCCGGAAUUUCGCGGAUUAUUCACAGCGCCGUAAGUCAGCGACGGUGAUUUACCCUGCAGAUUUAGCGGUGUGCAGAGGAAGGAAUGUUCCGAAUAAUGAUACAUGCAGGUGGUGGUGUUCUCGAAUAAGCGGGCCUAGUGGGACCUGGAUUUUCUGUGUUAUCGUUGUCAGCUCUUUAGCGGCACGAAACGCCGCCACACCACCUGAAGGUGACACCCAAGAGACACAUUCGGAAGGUUCCGAGACUCCGGAUGACGUCUCGUCGGUGGUGUCAACACCAAGCGAAGGAGCGCCACCCGCGAAACGGCGCCGAAAACCCGACGCCAAGGAUAUCGUUCGUGUCGUCGAGGACAGCGUGCAGGACGAGGAGUGCAGUGGUCAUUCCGAGAGUGCCGUCCCAUCAGAUGACGUCACCAUGGCAUCUGAAUCGCAGACCGACGAGCACGAACUGGCCAAAAACGACGAAGAGGAGCCAAAGAAGUUCGAAAUGAGCUUUGUGUCACCGAGUAAAGUCGAACCAGAAAUGCUAUGCAUGUCUAUCGAUGGACGCAUAGCUCCAACGGACAAAGACGACGGUCUGCCGGCUGUUGAAGUAACAACGAGUUCGCCGCCGAAAACUCCCGUCUCCUCGUCACUGCCACCAUCCGGAUCGGCCAGUCCCAGUAUGGGCACCCCAUCAAUGCCAUCACCAAGUGUGAAUUGGAGUGCUCGUCGAGGUAAGACUGAAGUCCAUUUGGCUUACUGGAUCACGCAACCGCGCUCAGUUGUUCUAGAAGGCAAAUUGGCAUGUCCGACGCCUGGAUGUGACGGCAGUGGCCAUCAGACCGGCCUCUACACCCACCAUCGAAGUCUGUCCGGUUGCCCACGACGCCCUGACAAGUCGACGAUUCAGAUGCUCGCCCUACAACAGGAUACCGUACUCAGAUGUACGACACCUGGUUGUACUGGGAAAGGUCAUGUGAACAGCAAUCGCACGUCACAUCGAAGUCUUUCCGGAUGUCCGAUAGCCUAUCAGCAGAAACUCAGCCGGAAGGGCGUCAAGGCCCCGCCCCCGCCACGUACACGGAGUCCUCAUGGUCUAGAGGAAUCACCGUUGGAUCUCACCCUACGCAAUCUAGAUCAGCAACAUAUGCCGCCUAUGCCACUUAUGCCACAGUCAAUGAUGGAAGCACUGGUCCAGCUCACCGCCUCAGCUGCAGCAGCUCGUGCAGCCGACCACCCUCCUCCAAUUUCACCGGUGAAGCCCAGUGCCGCCACCACCAGCUCACCAUCGUCACCUACCACCGCCACUGCAGCCGUCACUUCAGUCGCAACGCCAGCAGUCACGCUCCCGGUCAGUCUAGCGACUGAAACUGUAGCUCAAUCAUCACCGGCCACCACGACUACCACCAACGCGGCGGCCGCCAUGACCACUCAACCAUUUUUACUGCCUGAGGGGCUUGUCCCUCCCAAGCCACAUGUGUUCCCGUAUCCACCAAUGUUCAAUCAACAAAUGCUAGCUCAACUUUUCCUGGCUCAACUACAAGGCCAAAAAGGCGCCUUCAUCUAG